Eruca vesicaria subsp. sativa (arugula) is the source of this 702-nucleotide messenger RNA. The record is from the annotation of a GenBank genome assembly. Lineage: Eukaryota; Viridiplantae; Streptophyta; Magnoliopsida; Brassicales; Brassicaceae.
AUGUCUUAUUAUUCUAGGGAUGGUUGGGUGCUUGCGAAAUUAUCAACUCGCAUGUAUUCACUACUUUUUAACCCCUUUACCAACAAGUUAUUCUGCUUACCCAAGGAGUCAGUCUAUCAUUCAAGGUCUCGCCUAGAUUUCUCAGCUACUCCUACUUCCACUAGAUGUGUGGUGAUCUCCUAUGCUCGAGUACCUACAACAGAAGAUUUUCUGAUCGAAACUUGGCGGCUUGGUGAAGACACGUGGACCACCCAUCGCUUUGAGAACUCUUUUCGUGGGUGGGACAAAUGUGUCUUCUCCAACGGUGUGUUCUACUUUCUCAGUACUUGCGGCUGCCUUGGUGUUUUUGACCCGUGUGAAGCAACCUGGAAUCUUCUUCCAGUGAAACCCUUUCUUUUCCCAGAGCCCGAUUCUCCGGUCUUCAUCAUGGAGCAUGAAGGAGACAUCUUUGUUAUGUGUUCACGCCUCAACAGCAACAACCAUAUUGUGUUUAAACUAAACAUGAAACACAAUGUAUUGGAAGAGAAGAGAGAUCUUGGAGGGUUGACUGUAUUUGCAAGUGUCCCUGGCUCUUUUAUAAGAGCUUGUCUCUCCGCAGAGGAGAUGAACAGAAUAUAUCCUUCGUUUACUAAUCUUCAUUUGAUUUUUGGCACAAGCUCUCAUCACCCUCCAAAAAACAAUUUGUCUUGCCGUGUCGCUUAG